UAAUAUUGUUUUUUUCUGCACAAGUUUUGCGGCUGGGCUGCUCACAAAAGUCGACGAAAUGGAAGAAAAGGGAAGAGUGAAUACCUUUGUUAAUGAUGGAAGCUUCAUGGAAAUGUUCUGAAAGAGGAUGGAAGAAGAAAAACUCAGAGGUAAAGGAGACCAAUCAGUGAGCGGGGCGAAGGACGGUGAGCUGCUGGGAGGAAGCAAUCAACGACGGCCCGGCGGUGACUCGGCCACGGACAUGACGGAAGGGUCGUCGAGUGGCCGAACUCCCACAGAUAAAGAAACACUUUUGCCAGAUCAAAAAACAACCAACAAAACAGAUUCUGAUGUUGAACAAUCUUGUGGUGCCAAUUCGCAAACUUUAUCCACACAACAAAGUGAGAAUAUGGACAGAAAUUCAGAUAUAAAACAUGAAAAGCGAAAGUCAAAAUGGGAGCAAGUUGAAGAAAAGACAACAGCAGAGGAAGUGACAGCAACAGAAGAUUCCAGUAAAACAGAAUCUACAGUAACGACCGCCCAGAAAAAGUAUAGCCUUUUGUCACAUGUCGGCAAACGAAAAGGGGGGAAACCUUCUCUAAAGACAGGAACUGUAAAGAAGCCCAAGACUCCAGAAGCGCCUAAGGAUCCAUGGUCCAAGUACUUGGCAGAGGUAGAGAAAUACAAAGCGCAUGUUUGUGGUGAUGAGGACAAAUCCCGACCAUUAGUCAAGUGAUGAAUUCUCUCCAAGCCAGCAGUAAUAGUUGGAUACAUUUAUUUCAUACUUUGGUUAAUAUAAAGGGAGGUUACACCUUUGGUAAUUUCACCAAAACUUAAUGGCCAUAAAAACCUACUUGGUAAAGGGCAUUGGAGAGCUGUUGAUAUUACAAAACAUUGAAAUGACACCCUUUUGAAGCUAUUUGGUUUUAGAGAAAGGGGUAAUUUUCAUACUCAAAAUUGUGAAUUAUGAGGAAGGCUCUCACUCAUCUGAAACUUUCUGAGAGUACACAAUUCUAUGCAACGAGGGUGGGUUUUUUUUCUUCCAUUAUUUUCUUGCAAUUUUGAUGACCAACCGAGCCCAGUUUUACACAGGUUUGUUAUUUUUAGGCACACCAAGUGAGGAUACUGGUCUUUAAGAGCUACCAAAAGUGUAUCCUGCCUAUUUAAAGGAACCAUUGCCUUGGGUCAGUCGAGUUGGUCUUUGAAAAGCGUUUGUAACCUUUUGUUAUAGAUUGCAUAUUAUGAUUAAAAAAUA
Asterias rubens (European starfish) is the source of this 1234-nucleotide messenger RNA. Its product is annotated as telomerase RNA component interacting RNase-like. NCBI's taxonomy places the organism in Eukaryota, Metazoa, Echinodermata, Asteroidea, Forcipulatida, Asteriidae. Gene Ontology annotation, molecular function: 5'-3' exonuclease activity; 3'-5' exonuclease activity. The coding region runs from base 128 to 715 and encodes 195 amino acids. The record is from RefSeq and is a predicted model, not a curated record. The transcript is spliced from 3 exons.